Prinia subflava (tawny-flanked prinia) is the source of this 3161-nucleotide messenger RNA. RefSeq names its product SCY1 like pseudokinase 3 (gene SCYL3). Gene Ontology annotation, biological process: protein phosphorylation. The transcript has 14 exons. NCBI's taxonomy places the organism in Eukaryota, Metazoa, Chordata, Aves, Passeriformes, Cisticolidae. The record is from RefSeq and is a predicted model, not a curated record. Gene Ontology annotation, molecular function: ATP binding; protein kinase activity. Bases 260 to 2503 code for a protein of 747 amino acids.
CGCGCGGGGAGGGCGCUGCGGCCGCCGGCCGGCAGGGGGCGCGCGAGGCGGGCGGCGCUGCCGGGCCGGGCGGCGGAAGGACGGACAGACAGACGGACGGACGGAGCGGCCGGCGGGGCCCAGCGGCACCGGCACCCCCGGCCCGGCGGGGACAGAAAAUGCUCUGAACGUGAACUGGGUGGCACCCGCUGGAACUAAAUCUGUCCAAAGAAAAUCCUCCUCCACGCUGUUAGUGGUGAGGAGGGGUGCCGUGCGCGGGAUGGGCUCGGAGAACAGCGCUCUGAGGAGCUGCACACUGGAGGAGCCGCCGUUCACGCUGCCCUCCGGCCACACCGUGCACCCGGCCGUGCUGCAGGAUGGCAGACUCGCCUCCGUGUUCGUGUACAGGCGCGAGAACGAGGAGAAGGUCAAUAAAGCUGCCAAGCACCUGAAAACCUUGCGCCACCCCUGCCUUCUGCGCUUCCUCUCCUGCACUGUGGAAGCCAACGGGAUCCACCUGGUGACAGAGCGGGUGAGGCCCUUGGAGGCGGUCCUGGAGACGCUCUCGGCCGCAGAAAUCUGUGCAGGGAUCUACGACGUGUUGCUGGCACUCAUCUUCCUCCAUGACAGGGGAAACCUGACGCACAACAACGUCUGUUUAUCGUCAGUGUUUGUGAGUGAGGAUGGGCACUGGAAGCUGGGAGGAAUGGAGACAGUGUGUAACUUCAGUGAAGCUACCCCAGAGUUCCUCUGUCACGUGAGGUCGGUGCGAGACCAGUCGUGCAUCCCUUGCGAGGAGAUGUCUGCAGACUUCAAAAUCCUGCCCAGCAGCUAUGGGCAUGCGAGGGACGCCUACGCAUUUGGGACAACAGUUGAGAAUCUCCUGACAGUUCUCAAUGACCAGGUUUCAGCAGAUACUCUCUCCAGCUUUCAGCAAACCUUGCACUGUACACUGCUGAAUCCAGACCCAAAGUGUCGCCCACCGCUGUCCAGCUUAUUGUCUCACGAGUUCUUCAGGAAUGAUUUUCUGGAAGUUGUGAAUUUUCUGAAGACCUUAACACUCAAGUCUGAGGAGGAGAAAACUGAAUUUUUCAAAUUCCUGCUGGACAGGGUGGCUGGCUUGUCGGAGGAGCUGAUAGCAUCACGGCUGGUGCCUCUCCUACUCAAUCAGCUCGUGUUUGCAGAACCUGUAGCUGUCAAGAGUUUUCUUCCUCAUCUGCUGGGCCCAAAGAAAGAGCAAAGUGGGGAGAGCCAGACCAGCUGCCUGCUGUCUCCAGCCCUGUUCCAGGCCCACGUGAUCCCUGUGCUGCUGAAGCUGUUCGAGGUGCACGAGGAGCACGUGCGGAUGGUGCUGCUGUCUCACAUCCACGCCUACGCGGAGCUGUUCUCUCGGGAGGAGCUGAAGAACAUCAUACUGCCACAGGUGUUGCUGGGGCUGCGGGACACCAGUGACUCCAUCGUGGCGAUAACCCUGCACAGCCUGGCCGUCCUCGUCUCCCUGCUUGGGCCUGACGUCGUUGUAGGGGGAGAAAGAACCAAGAUUUUCAAAAGCUCUGCACCAAGUUUCAUGAAAACUGCUGAUCUCUCCCCGGAAGGUUCCCCCAGUCAUGGUGUGAGCAAUCAGAGGAAACAAACCUCCCGGCCCCUGAAGAGCAGUCCCAGCUCAUUCCCCAGCUCUGCAAAUGCACCUGGCAAAAAGCUCCCUGUGCGACGAGACAAUGCCCUGGCUUCAAAGACAGGUGAGCAAGGCACUCAGCCCCCCGUGAAUGGCAUUCCUGGAGGCAUUAAUGCACUGGGGAACAGCAGGAGCUCUCUGACUACCUCGGAAAAGCCAGCAGAGGAGUGGCCAGACUGGAGCGAGCCAGAGGAGACGGACACUGAGAAAACUGUGAACAUUCAGAUUCAGCCCCGGGAGCUGCGGGGCAGCACGGGACCUUAUUUUGCUGAUCAUGAUGUAGACGAGAAGCCUUGGGAUGACUUUGAACCCAGCAGCCCCAGUCCUAAACUGUCCUCAGGAAAGUGCCCCACUGUGACUCAGGCUGAUGCAGCUGAAAGGCCGAGGCCUCUGCCUGGUACCCAUCAACUGAGCAAAGAAUUCAAAAGCCUCAGACUGAGUCCCCCCACAAAGCCUUGCCCUGGGAACAGCUGGAGCAAUGACAAGUGGGACCCUGAGGAACAACUGGGAGAAACUGUGUUGCCAAAAACCUUUCAGGAAAGGUUGAAGUCUUCAUCAGAGUCUGGCCUGGGAGAAGAAUUCACGAUCAAAGUAAAGAGGAAACCUGUGCAAGACCCUGAGCUGGACUGGUUUGCUGACAUGACCCCAGACAUUAAACCUUCCGCCCUCUUGAUUUUACCUGAGGCAAGGACAGAAGCACCUCACUCGGGUGGGGUGUCCAGCAGAGGAGGUGCCUCCCAGACUGUGCUGUUUUCAUCCAAAUUUGCAGCAGCUGAUGUGACUGAGGCUGAAGCUACAGGCUGGGGUGAAGAAGAGGAGUUGAACUGGGAAGAUGACACAAACUGGUGACAGUUGUGAAGGAGACCAAGGCGAUGUACAGAGUGUUGGAUCCUCUGACAGGAGUUGCUGUUUCCCCAGUACAAUGGAUUGAGUACCUCAGCGCUGCUUUUGCCACAAGGCAGGCACUUGCUGCACAGCCACGAGAUCUGUGGGGCCUGAGCUCUGCCAGGGAUGCUCCUUCCCAGUCUGUGCCAAAAGCUGCAGGGGUGAGCCUGCACUCGAGCAAUAUGCCCAGCUGUGGUGCUGCCACUGCUCCCAGAGAGGACACAGUGAUGGUGGUGAUGGUGCUGACAUGCUACUGGAGGCCAAGAGUGGUGUAGGAGAUUGAUUGAUCCUGAACUCACCCCUGCCCUGAAAAACUGCUGACAAUAAAUGAAAGUCACACUGAGUUUCUUGGUUAAUGUGCCUUUUUCCCUUGGUUUUCUUGGUUUUUUUUCCUAUCCCAGAAAAGUGAAGCCCUUAGAAAUGGCUCCUUUUAACCUUUCAGCUAAGAGAUGAUUUUAAGAUGAAUGUACAGUUUAUUAAACUUAUUUAUUUCUGUUUGUAUAGUUCUGUCAGUGGAUGGCACAAGAGGUGCUAGGAACCAUACAGUGAACCACCACAAACUGCUUAAACACCAUGUUCUUUCUGCUCCUAACUGUGACCAAUAAAGAUUAUUUUUAAAGGA